Molecule: messenger RNA, 7863 nt
Organism: Contarinia nasturtii (swede midge)
Lineage: Eukaryota; Metazoa; Arthropoda; Insecta; Diptera; Cecidomyiidae
Gene: FBXO11
Product: F-box only protein 11
Exons: 8
Coding region: 1423-4536 (1037 amino acids)
Biological process (GO): protein ubiquitination; regulation of apoptotic process; ubiquitin-dependent protein catabolic process
Molecular function (GO): protein binding; zinc ion binding
Source: RefSeq, a predicted model, not a curated record
UAAAAGAAAUCUAGUUUAGUGGGUUGGCCCUUUUUGGCAGCUUCGUGAAAAAUUAUGCAAUUUUGCGUUUAAUUUUUCCUUGGUAAAACAAAGCCGAAAAGUGGAUUUUUUUUUGCAUAAUCCAACAUUAAAACAUUGUUUCAAUGGAAAAUCAAUAAAAUAUCGACGAAAUUAUCAAACAACAAAAUUUUUUUACACCGAACAUCGAAAGAAUAAAAACUUCGUCGUCGAAGUUCCAUUGUGUGCUCGUUUUUUUUCUCUCUCUUUUCAUUUAUACAUUUGCAAUCGGUGUGAAGAGUGUCCAUUAAGUGUUUCCUUCAUUCCGUUUUGUUUGUUUCGUGCGUACGGUGUGUCGGUGUAUUAUUUCGCUGCGCAUAUAGUUGUGCUUGCUGAUGGUAAAAAUUCAAAGCAAGACCAAGAAAAAACCAACCAGUCUACACACACACACAUAAAUAUAGACAUAUACAUACGAAGAAAGAGAGAGAGGCACUCACAUACACAUACAUACAAACAAAGCCACCUAUACAGACAAAGAGAACGCAAGAGGUGCACAUACAACUACAUGAACUGUUCGGCCUGUAUCGUACGUCGCAUCGCAUUUUAUUGUAUUUUUGUGCAGUGUUGAAUUUAUUGUAUCCAUAGUAUUAUGGCUGCUGAAGUGUGUUGUUCCAUCAAAAUCAAAAACAAAUAUUAAAAUGGCUGCCGGGGCUGUAAUCAUUUUUGUAGUCGUCUCCUUUGUUUAGGGAUAAUACACAAAUACAGUCACAUAACUUGAUCAUUGCUUCUACCAAAUUUCGAGGCGAACGCAAAGAACGAAGCAAUCAAGAGAAUAAAUAGGCGAAGAAAAAAGAAGAGACGAAGAAGAAGAAAGAAGAAAAAAAACACAACCAAGAAACCUACACAAAAGCACGGCUCGGCUCGCACACAUUGAUAAAAAGUGGCACACAACAUUUUUUUAUUAUUAUUAUUUAUUAUUUUUUGUUGUUGUUGUUCUUGUUGUUGAAGUGUUCUUCUUUUUUUGUCGGAUUCGCUCGAAUAUUUCGCAUGUGUGAAUAUAUAUACAUAUAAUUAAAGUGUGUGUGUUCAUUGUAAAAUACAAUUAUUUUGAUACGAAUGUAAAGAAGUAAUCGGGCAGCCGAGUGAACCGAAAGAAAAAUUAACGCACACAAACAUUUUCGCUCGUACACACAAACACACGUAUACACAUUCUCUCAGCCAAAGUGUAUCUGAGUACAACAUCAAAAACCAAGAAAUUGAACAAGAAAAAGAAGAAGCAGUCACAAGGAGCAGCAGUGGCACGGGCAGCAAUUGUAGCAGCAGGAGAACGAGAAAUUUAUACACAUUUUUUUAUUUUAUUUCUAAUUAAAAUUGAAUUAUUCAGUUUGGUGUGUACAAAAAAUUGUCUGUUCUCUGGAAAUAAAUAUGCCGAGUGCAUCGUUUACAUCAUCAAAAUCGUAUGUGAGAAGAUCGCGACGAAAAGGUGCCAAUCGCAUUGCAUUGCCGUCAAGAACGUCUUCAGCUGAUCCGUGUGAACCAUGUCAAAAUUCUAUUCCAGGCCCAAAUGUUGGCUCUGCUCCAAGUGGAAGUUCCUCAGCUGCUGCACCAAAUCCAAAUAAUCCAGUAAUUCCGAAUAUAAGUACAUCACCAACUGCCACCUCGACAAAUCAUCAAUCGCCAUAUGAUUUGCGAAAAAAGUCGCCGACAUCAAAUCUGGAUAUUUGGAGUAGCGGGCCAUCAACAUCUGCCAGUAGCAAUAGCACGUAUCAAUAUCAAUCAUCCUCAUCAUCAACAUCAGCAGCAGCAACAACCUCCACAUCAACAUCCACAUCAACAUCAAAUUCAACGGCAACUGCAACAUCAACAUCCACCCAAUCAUCGUCGUCGUCAGCAUCCACCUCAUCACAACCAUGUGCAACGUCAAACGUUUGUUCCGUUGCAUUGGGACAUGCAUCAAGUAGCAGUAGUAGUAGCAGUAGCAGCAGCAGCAGUAGCAGUAGCAGUAGUAAUAAUAAUAACGAUCCAUGCAGCGUAUCAUUUUCCAGCAUUCCAUCAUCGAGUAGUUGCUAUUUAUUGCCAGCCCGAAAGCGACCGCGUCGUAUCUAUUCGGCUGGAAUUGAUACAACGGUCACAUCAGCUGCCCACUACUUGCAAUACGAAAUGCCCGACGAAGUUCUAUUAACGAUCUUUUCCUACUUGCUGGAGCAGGAUUUGUGUCGUUUGUCAUUAGUUUGUAAACGCUUCAAUACAAUUGCCAAUGAUACAGAGCUAUGGAAGCGACUGUAUCAAAAUGUCUACGAAUACGAUAUGCCAUUAUUUAAUCCCGAACCGUGCAAAUUCCAUUUUGUCAAAGCCGAAGAUUCCGAAUACGCAAAUCCAUGGAAAGAAAGUUUUCGACAACUAUAUCGUGGUGUCCAUGUACGGCCUGGUUAUCUAAAUAAACGAUAUAAGGGUAGAAAUAUUUGCUACUUUGAAAAUGUUCAAUCAGCAUUAGAUUAUGCCGAUGAACGAUCGUCAGCGAACAAUAAUUGCUCAAAUAACAAUUUAGCAUCAGCAAAUGCAUCAAAUAGUCUGGUUUGUGGUAAUGAAGAGGUCGCUGAAAAUCCGGGCAAUUUGAUAUUCCUACAUGGUGGCCAUUAUCGUGGUGAAUUCUUAGUGAUUGAUUCAGAUGUUGCGCUAAUUGGUGCAGCACCAGGCAAUGUUGCCGAAUCCAUAGUAUUAGAACGUGAAUCCGAAUCGACGGUUAUGUUUGUCGAAGGUGCAAAACAUGCUUAUGUUGGACAUAUGACAUUAAAAUUUUCACCGGAUGUUACAUCAACCGUUCCACAUCACAAGCAUUAUUGUCUCGAGGUUGGCGAAAAUUGUAGCCCAACUAUUGAUCAUUGCAUCAUUCGGAGCACAUCAGUCGUUGGCGCAGCUGUUUGUGUGAGCGGAGUCGGGGCAAAUCCAGUAAUACGUCACUGCGAUAUUAGCGAUUGUGAAAAUGUUGGCUUGUAUGUCACAGAUUAUGCUCAAGGAACAUACGAGCACAACGAAAUCAGCCGAAAUGCAUUGGCUGGCAUUUGGGUGAAGAAUUUUGCCAGUCCAAUUAUGCGAGAAAAUCACAUUCAUCACGGUCGCGACGUGGGCAUUUUCACAUUUGAUAAUGGCAUGGGAUAUUUCGAGAAAAACGACAUUCACAACAAUCGAAUCGCUGGUUUCGAAGUAAAAGCUGGAGCAAAUCCGACGGUUGUUAAAUGUGACAUCCAUCAUGGCCAAACAGGUGGCAUUUAUGUGCACGAAAACGGAUUAGGUCAAUUUAUAGAAAAUCGAAUUCAUUCCAAUAAUUUUGCAGGUGUUUGGAUAACAUCGAAUAGUAAUCCAACAAUUCGAAAAAAUGAAAUUUACAAUGGUCAUCAGGGCGGUGUAUACAUAUUUGGCGAAGGUCGUGGCCUAAUCGAACACAAUAAUAUUUACGGGAAUGCAUUGGCUGGCAUUCAAAUUCGAACGACAAGUGAUCCAAUCGUUCGGCAUAAUAAAAUUCAUCAUGGUCAACACGGUGGAAUUUAUGUGCAUGAAAAAGGUCAAGGAUUGAUCGAAGAAAAUGAAGUGUAUGCAAAUACAUUGGCCGGUGUAUGGAUAACAACGGGCAGUACACCGGUAUUGCGACGCAAUCGAAUACAUUCGGGAAAACAAGUUGGCGUUUAUUUCUAUGACAAUGGCCAUGGAAAAUUAGAGGAUAACGAUAUAUUUAAUCAUCUGUAUUCAGGUGUACAAAUUCGAACUGGUAGCAAUCCAGUGAUUAGAGGCAAUAAAAUCUGGGGUGGCCAAAAUGGUGGCGUCUUAGUUUACAAUGGUGGUCUCGGUUUACUUGAACAAAAUGAAAUCUUUGACAAUGCAAUGGCCGGCGUUUGGAUAAAAACCGAUUCGAAUCCAACAUUAAAACGCAAUAAAAUUUAUGAUGGACGUGAUGGUGGCAUUUGUAUAUUUAAUGGUGGUAAAGGUAUUCUCGAAGAGAAUGACAUUUUUAGAAAUACACAGGCUGGUGUACUGAUAUCGACACAAAGCCAUCCGAUACUACGACGAAAUCGAAUAUUCGAUGGUUUGGCAGCUGGUGUUGAAAUUACCAAUAACGCAACGGCCACACUGGAAUUUAAUCAGAUAUUCAAUAAUAAAUUUGGCGGACUGUGUUUGGCCAGCGGUGUACAGCCUAUUGUUCGUGGCAAUAAAAUAUUUAAUAAUCAAGACGAAGUCGAAAAGGCCGUUUCCGGCGGACAAUGUUUAUACAAAAUCUCUAGCUACACAUCGUUUCCCAUGCAUGAUUUCUAUCGAUGUCAAACGUGUAACACCACCGAUCGCAAUGCCAUUUGUGUAAAUUGUAUUAAAACAUGCCAUGCUGGUCAUGAUGUCGAAUUCAUCCGCCAUGAUAGAUUCUUUUGCGACUGUGGCGCUGGAACACUCACAAAUCAGUGUCAGUUGCAAGGUGAACCAACACAAGAUACUGACACACUAUACGAUUCGGCUGCUCCAAUGGAGUCACACACAUUGAUGGUGAACUAGGGUCUUCUAUUGAUCGUAAUGCUGUGUUAAACAAAACAAAAACUAAACAAAAGAAAAAUCUAAAAAAAAUAACAAAAAUGUUAGGAUAAAAUGAAAUAGUAUUAUUAUUGUUAAAUCGAAGGCAAUGUGUAAAUGAAAUCGGAUAAAAUGGAUUACUAAAUCAACAAAAAAAACACACACAACCACAAUACACAACAAAUCAACAAACUAAAAAAAUACGAUUAAAAAUCAUAUGACACAAUUACUACAGCAAGCAUUUAGUGGGUAAUUUAAGCGAUACUCGAAACAACAAUAACACAAUAAAAUCAAGUAUAACAAAAUGAAUCGUUUAACGAAGCAAAAGAAAAAAUUAUAUGAGUAUUGAAUGGAAAACGAACUGAACAUUUGCCGAAAAUGUAUUUUUUUCGUUGGUUAAAAUCACGUUUAAACAGUAAGAGUGUGUUACAAUUUUCUCUUCUUGUCUGAAUAUCUAUCGAAUAUUACAACCAAAACAAUUACACGUAUUUAUAGGGAAUGAACAUUAUGGCACAUUAACAAACACACAGUUACAAAAGGCAAAUUUAAAACAAGAAAAAACAACAUGCGUAAAUCAAGAAAACACACACAAACAAACAAAAAAAAAAUCAACCAUUUCCAUUAAAGUGCGCAGCAAUAAGUAUCCUCUUUGCACGAUUUUCCUUUUGCAAAGGCAAACUGUUAUUUUUUUAAGUAUUAGCAUAAAUUUGAUAGCAGCAUUGCAGAAGAAAGAAAAAACUAACAAAAAAGGUCUAUCUGGUCAUAAGUGAUGAUGACGAUAAACCAAGCAUCAAAAAAGCAACGGAUUAAAAAAAAUGAUGAAUGAAACAGACUGAAUUAAGAAAAAACACACAAAAUGAGAAAUAAUCUUAAAUAAAAUGGUAAUUUUUGAAAAAAAUUACGCUAAAAAUCGUCUAGUAAUUAAUUUAUAGGCAAGCAAAGUUUAAAAAAAAUACUCGCCAACGAUUCUCUCUUGUAACCAGAGAACCCAGGGUGUGUCUUCUUUUUCCAUUGAAACGAGAAUAAAAAAAUUAUCUUAUCCAAUUUGAACUAAAUUAAGAAAGGGCAAAAAACCUAAAUCAGAUACAUGCUAUCAAAAAUCAUCAUUUUAAAAGUGAACUUUUGAAGAAAAAAAAAAAAUUAACAAUAUUUAUUUAUAUGCGUGUAAAUUUUCUUUACUCCGGCAGAUUGAAUUUGAUUUAGUGUUCAUUUCAUUUGUUUUUGUACACUAUAUUUUUAGGCUUUGAAUUGACGAGUGAUUUAUUGUGCUGGAGUAACAUUUAAAAUUGAAAAUAACUAGUAAUUGAAGUGCAAACAGGAUGAGGUUUUAGGUUUUUUUUCUUCGUCGAACUAUUAUGCUACAAAAACUGAGAAAAUUGUACACUUUUUGUAAAAAUUGAAAUGAUGAGAGAUGGUUGUAUGUGCUACAAAACACACUUUCAGAUCUCUCGAGAAUUAUUCUUUCAUUUCGCUCUCACCAUUUCAGUUGUGUAUGUUUGAUAUUUGUUUCGAAGAUUUCUUUGAAUAUAUAUAUAGAUUUUUUUUACAGUUUUGUAGACAAUAAUCCGUGCCACUUGUGCGCCCAUUUAAAACAAAUUUAAAAACGAAAAUUAUGCAAAUUGAAUCAAACAUCAUCAGUUCUUCACUGUAUAACUGAAAACUAUAUUAUUAUUAUUAUUUUUUUCUAUUUUCAAUUUUAAUUAUGUUCUGUUUUUUAGUUGUUAAUAUUUUCUCAUUGUAAUAAGAAUAUCAUGCGAAUGAAAAUGUAAACAUGGUUUUGAUCGUCAAUGUUUUCCAAUCUAAUGGUGUAGCAUUUUUCCAAUUUUACCUUUAAAUAUUAUCGAAUGAAAGCACGAAGAAGAAACGAUAAGCAAGAAUUUAAACAAAAGUAAAAAAAAAACUAAUUAAAUAAAAACCUAACUAACGAGAAGUGCGCAAUGGUGCACUUAAAAAAAUCACCUCUAAACAGAAAAUCUUUAAAUGUAAUUUUUUUUUGAAUAAUAAUAAAUAAAUUACACACAGUACAUAUAGACGCAAGUAUAGGGAAAUAGAUAAAUAUGAAAUGAAACACACUCACAAAACCACAUACACACAAGAUAUCAUCAUCCAUUUAAAUAAAUCAAAUUUUCAUAAUGAAUGUGUAAUAAUCGGGAAUUAAAAAUUCGAAAUCACAAUCGAAAUGAAGAUUUUAUAAAAUAAACAUUGGUAUUUUUGUUUCUUUUUUUUACUCUCAUUGUCCCCUUCUCUUUUCCGUUUAAGUGAAAUUAAGCCAGUUACUUAAAAUUGAUUAAAAUCAAUAAUUAAAAAAAAUCAUCGCUUUUUCAUUUAUAAUUCCACUAUUCCCAACGAAAAAUUUCUCGCUCAAAUUAUAAAAAUUAAUGUCUCAAUAAUAACAACAACAAUAAUAAAUUAAAAUUGCAUUGUAAAUAUGGCACUCAUUCACUUUUGGUCGAUUUGUAUAAAUCACGAAUUAUUUUAAUGAAUUUGAUAAUAAACUCAAUGUUUAAACUUUCAACACACACACACUCAAAUAAUUCACAACACAAAAAGAAACAUACUCAAUUUUAUUUCGAACAAAUUGAACACUCUUUUUGUAAAUAAUAUGGAAGGUAAUUCAUUUGUAAGUUAUAUUCAAACAAAAGGGACAACAAUGACACACAGCGUUAUAGAAGAUUUGCAGAGAUAACAAAAAAAAAAAAAAAUAACUAUCGGUGUGCUUCUAAUCCAAUAUAAUGAUAUGCUACAGCAGUAUAACUGUUUCUUCUUUGUUUUUCAUUAGUUCAUUCAAUGUUUUGUCAUAUAAAUGCAACGUAACGCAAAUUUUACGACCAAUAAAUGGUAGCUAACUAUUUAGAGCAUUUAAUCCUUCUUAUGCUCUGAAUAAUUUAACUAAAAAAACAACAAAAUAUAUAAAUAUAUAUUGGAGCUAAAAUUAUCCACGCGAAAUAAAUAUUAUGAAUGAAAUGUUCGAUAACGAGAGAAGAAAAAAUGCGAUUUGAUUUAAACAAAAACAAAACAAUAUCAAUUAUACGAUAACAUUAAAAGUUUAUCAGCAUGUAAACAACAAAAAAAAAUAAACUUCUUUUAUCAUUCUGAUGUACUUCUAAUAUCUAAUGCGAAUUUUGUUUAUCCAAUAAAACACAGAAUAAACAUAAAAAAAGUAUUGACAGAUGAAUGUAUUUAGACGUUUGCACCGAAAAAGAAACAAACAGACACAAAAAAUGCAAUAUAAAAUAAAUUUACAUCACCCAUGAAUGAAUGAUAUUACUUUGUAUUGAAAAAUGUGAACAUAAAUGACAAUUUUAUCAAAUG